UUUUUUUUUUUUUUUUUACAGGAAUCUAUUGCAGCUAUUAGCUUUGGCAACAAGGGAUCUAGAUACUUAUGUUCCGGGGGAAGUGGUCAAGUUGUAAGAAUAUGGGAUUUGCAGAAGAAGCGCUGUAUCAAAUGGUUAAGAGGUCAUACGGAUACAAUAACAGGUGCGAUGUACAAUUGCAAAGAUGAGCACUUGGCUUCCAUCAGUCUUAGUGGGGGUCUUAUUCUUCACAAUCUUGCUUCUGGUGCAAGGGCUGCUGAACUCAAGGAUCCUAACAAUCAGGUACUGAGAGUACUUGAUUAUUCUCGGAUCAGCCGGCAUCUUUUGGUCACAGCUGGUGAUGAUGGAUCCGUACAUCUGUGGGAUACAACUGGUCGCAGUCCAAAGGUUUCUUGGUUGAAGCAGCACUCUGCACCAACUGCUGGUGUUAGUUUCUCACCGUCAAAUGACAAGGUAAUUGCUAGUGUUGGCCUUGAUAAAAAGUUAUACACUUUUGACUCAGGGAGUAGGAAACUCGCAUCUUGCAUUUCUUAUGAUGCACCUUUCUCUUCAUUGGCAUUCAGAGAUGAUGGCUGGAUACUGGUUGCUCGAACAAGCAAUGGGCGAGUGGUGUUCUAUGAUGUUCGUGGAAAACCACAACCUCUGGUUGAACUUCAUGCAUAUGGCAAUUCUGAGGCCGUCACAAGCCUCUGCUGGCAAAGAUCGAAACUAGUUUUGGUAAAUGAAAACAAUUGCACAGCUGAGACUGCUCUUCUGGGAGGUGCUGUUGAAGAUUCACUCCUUAUGCCUGAUCCACUCCCUUCUGUGACAUCAUCAAGCCUUUCAACUUCUAUAACGACAGCUGGUUCUCGAAACCCUGGUCGUUCAGGCCCUUCUAUAGAGUCAUCUUCCAUGUUAGCAACCAGUAGUGGGUUUAUGUUAAGCUCGCUUCAUUCAUCUACAACAGAAGAAACACCACUUUUCGGCACUUUGUGGACUGGUGGAAAUUUGACGAGAUUCCAUGCUCCUCGUAAUUAUAAUUUCAAGGAUGAUAUGAAAGUGUUUUCCCCACUUGUGGAAGUCCAACCUAUUACACCAUCGCUUGAUAAACUUUGGGAUCAGCAUGAGGGUGCAAAAAAAGAUCAUCUUCGAGUUGAUAAGAAACCUUCUUUGCUCUUUCCUUCAUCGAAUAGGAGAUUUCCUCUUUCAGAGGAAGGAGGUGGUAGUGAUCAUCCAAUUUUUGACUGGAAUCCUAGUUCAACUUCCAAACAGCCAGACAAGUAUGAGUUACCUAACAAGUUCAAACCUGAUCUCGGCAAAUUUACGCAACAGAGACAACUCCUCCAAUCAAGAGUCUUCACUGGGAUUUCCAGAGCAUAUCCCCUUCAGUUCUAUGUCCCUUUCUCUAGGAACAAAAAGUACUACUUUAGGGCAGUCUAACCUUGAUUCUCUGGGGUCAGCAUUAAACCACCCUCGAAAAUUUACCACUUAUGCUGAAAGGAUGAGUACUAAUCUGGCCUUUAGUGAUGGAACAUCCCUCUCGGU
Messenger RNA from Camellia sinensis, 1524 nucleotides. The record is from RefSeq and is a predicted model, not a curated record. NCBI's taxonomy places the organism in Eukaryota, Viridiplantae, Streptophyta, Magnoliopsida, Ericales, Theaceae.